This is a messenger RNA of Penicillium brasilianum, 1590 nucleotides long. Lineage: Eukaryota; Fungi; Ascomycota; Eurotiomycetes; Eurotiales; Aspergillaceae. The record is from the annotation of a GenBank genome assembly.
AUGGGAAUCACAUUUGCUAAACCUGUACCUUCGAUGUGUAUGGGAUGUACAGACGUCGUGAUUCCUAUCCCCGCAUCGACGAGCGCUGUCGCCGUGCCAGCUGACUUCUUUGGCUUUGGGUUCGAAUCUGGACUUCUCCAUCAUUAUGAUAAUACAUUCUCAAAUAACAUGGUCCACUCUAUUCAAUCACGCAUGAGCAAGCCGCUGGUCAUUCGUGUUGGCGGUACAAGCGGUGAUCAUAUUACUUUUGAGAAAGAGCAAACCAAAGUUGCCUCUGAUUGUCAUUCAAAGAAUGAUAUCUGCACCAGUCUGAACAAUUAUACUGUUGGACCGGGCUACUUUGACACUUUAAAACUCUUCCAAGGUUCUCACUGGACUCUCCAGGCUCCCAUGGGAGAUGAUAUGAAGAUCGAAGACACAAUGGCUUUCCUGCAGCAGGCUUGGGAUGCCGCCACCAACAAAGGAGCGAACAAGGAGAGAGUGGCUGCCAUUGCGCUUGGUAACGAGCCAAACUGGUACAAGAAAUAUGAUGUCGACGGCUAUAUCCAGCGAUCGCAAACGAUUGAAGAACGAGUCGUUAAGGAUUUCAAAUUGAAGGGAGACGAGACUCGAAUUUUCCAGACCGGAGAGAUUGCGGCCGAAGUGGCAGGGAAAGCCGAAUCGCCCAGCAAGUUUACGCUCUUGAAACUCAUCACGCCUCUUUUCAAGGCAAAGUCUACUCAGCAGAAAGAAAUCAAGUAUGCUGCUGAGCACUACUACCAGGUGAUUGGCGGAAACAACAAGGACCAUGAAUAUGGUACCGAAGACCUGAAAACCACUUUGAUGAAUCAUAAAGCCAUCACUGAUAAGCUUGCGCCUUAUGCGCAAGAUGUCAAAUCCCUGAGUGCCAUCGACAAGUCUGUGCCCCUGGUUAUUUCUGAAGCAGGAUCCGCCAUCGGCCAUACCAAAGUCGAGUUCGCAGGCGGCUUUGGUGCAGCCAUUUGGGCAGUCGACUUCCAUCUAGCUGCCAUGUCGCGUGGCAUCCAAAGAGUGUGCAAUACGCAUGGACCCAAUGCAACACACGCUUGGUGGCUACCUGAUGAUACGAGCGAGCACGCGAAGACUCCCGCUGUCCAGGGUAUCUUCCCAGCAGCCCCCUUCAUUACUGACUUUAUUGGCAAGGGUAAUUUGGGGAAGAUUAAGGAGAUUGACCUCCAGAACGAUUUCCUCAGCGCUUAUGCAAUGUUUGAUCAGAAGACUGGCAAGUUGUCUCGCAUCGCAGUGAUAAAUUUGCGCCAAUGGGAGUCUGGCCCGGCCGUUCGUCCAAGAUAUGUUGCUCAGAUUGCUGUUGAUAAGGAUGUGAAAUCAGCCGUUGUUCAACGCAUGCAGUCCGAAUAUGGCGCGGCUGCUAUUGGGUUCGAUCUCGGUGGCCCAGAGCAAAAUGUGACUUGGAAUGGUGAGCAGUGGAGCUGGAAGGCUGAUAAGGGCAUUGGUCAUAAGGUCGCAGGAUACGAGGAGGAGCAUUUGAUUAUAACUAAGGAUGAGAACAAGAACGGAAAAAUCUCGGUCAACGUUUGGGAUACGGAGGCGGUGAUUGUAAAUCUCUCAUGA